Molecule: messenger RNA, 1149 nt
Organism: Tachysurus vachellii
Lineage: Eukaryota; Metazoa; Chordata; Actinopteri; Siluriformes; Bagridae
Gene: yod1
Product: YOD1 deubiquitinase
Exons: 3
Coding region: 98-991 (297 amino acids)
Biological process (GO): protein deubiquitination; endoplasmic reticulum unfolded protein response
Cellular component (GO): nucleus; cytosol
Molecular function (GO): cysteine-type deubiquitinase activity
Source: RefSeq, a predicted model, not a curated record
UGACGUAGUACGCAGACGCUGAUGACGACAAACUCACCUUGCUUAUUGGUCAGUGUGUUCAUUCUGUUGUUAUAAGAAGCUCUCCUUGGGACUUAGGAUGUUGCGAUUGCGGUGUAAGGCUAAGAACGGGACUCAUCUGAUGCAAGGUCUGACGCACCAGUCCUGUGUUCAGGAGUUGAAAGACAAGGUGGAAGAGCUGACAGGAAUCCCAUGUGAUGUGCAGAAAAUUAUGGUGGGUUACCCACCCACAAGCUUGGAUUUCAGCAACGGAGACGCACACCUGAAAGAUUUCCCCAUAAAAUCAGGAGACACGCUCAUUGUAGAGGAAGAAAAGAACAAGCCUAAAGUCAGCAUGCCAAAAACCCCACUCUUGGACAGUCGACCUGUGCUGGAGCGUCGCACGGUGCCCGCUGAUAACUCGUGUCUGUUCACCAGUGUUAAUUACGUGGUAGAGGGAGGCGUGUAUAACGCCGCCUGUUCGUCCGACAUGCGGCAGCUGAUUGCCCACAUCGUAGCCAACGACCCCACCGCGUACAGCGAAGCCGUGCUGGGGAAAAGUAAUGAGGACUACUGUGCUUGGAUCCGCCGCAGUGACACGUGGGGUGGUGCCAUCGAGCUCUCCAUCCUGUCUAAGUUUUACCAAUGUGAGAUCUGUGUGGUCGGCACGCAAACGGUUCGCGUGGACCGAUUUGGCGAGGACGCCGGCUACACCAAGCGCGUGCUGCUCAUCUACGACGGCAUCCACUACGACCCGCUGCAGAUGCGUGUGCCCGGGACGGACUGCCCGCCGCAGACCAUCUUCUCCACGUCUGACGACGUCGUUCUGGCAGAGGCGCUGGAGCUGGCCGACGAGGCACGCCGCAAACGCCAGUACACGGACGUGAACCGCUUCGCGCUACGCUGCAUGACGUGUCAGACUGGCCUAGUGGGACAGAAGGAGGCGAGGGAACACGCCAAGGAGACGGGCCACACUAAUUUCGGCGAGGUUUAAAACUUGGCUGAUCGCAAACGUCAGACGUGUCUGUUACCACAACGCUACAUGUUCUCAUGAUUUCACAGCUGUGUCUCAGUGAAGUUCUCUACCUCACGUUAUUCUGAUCCCUCCCCCUUUAUUGCAGCUAUGGACGACACUGGGUUUUGACAUUCUUU